This is a messenger RNA of Zophobas morio, 1945 nucleotides long. RefSeq lists its product as uncharacterized. Gene Ontology annotation, molecular function: cyclin-dependent protein serine/threonine kinase inhibitor activity. Gene Ontology annotation, cellular component: nucleus. The transcript is spliced from 2 exons. The record is from RefSeq and is a predicted model, not a curated record. Bases 280 to 756 code for a protein of 158 amino acids. Gene Ontology annotation, biological process: regulation of cell cycle. Lineage: Eukaryota; Metazoa; Arthropoda; Insecta; Coleoptera; Tenebrionidae.
UCGUUUACACUUCGGCUUCAGUCGCGUAGAAUUCGUCGAAGCGCUUGGACGUGUUGUGCGCCACCGCACUUGUUUGUGAAGUUUUCCCAGUUUUUCGCAGAAAUUCCCAAAAAAUCACAGUGACUUCCCGUAAUAGUGACAUUAGAUGAACUGCAACGUCGAACGCAGUCGGUUUGCGUAGCGUUUUUCCCGCCCGAAUUGACAAAUUAGUGCUGUGUACUCACCAGUGAGCGUGGCUUCGUCUUCGACUUGACUCGCGUAUAGUUGGUUGCCUGCACAAUGAGUAUGAGCGUUUGCAAGGCGGAAAAUAUAAAAAUGAACUAUAAACUGGUCACCAGGAGUCCCAUCGCCAAAGUUAAAAGAAGCCUCUUCGGACCGGUGGACCCGGAGGACGCGAAGACCUUCAUCCAGAACCACUUGAACAUCGAGUUCAAGAGGGGCUGCACCAAAUGGAACUUCAACUUCCAGGACGAAACCACGCUGGACCCCAAUGGGGACUACAUCUGGCAUUCGGCAUCCCCCAUUCGGGUUAACAGAAAACGCAAAUCUGCAGAGGUCGUGGAGUCUUCAGCGUACUACUUUCAGCCGAUCGAACCAGCCGCCCGUUCUGAGAUCCAAGCUAAAACGAAGGUUCCAAAACAGACCCAUAUCACCGAUUACAUGGUCAAAUCGAAACGACCGGUGGUAUGCUUGAAGGACUCACCUGCAGAAAGGCCGAAGAAAAUACCGAAGCUGACCGAAUAUUGUUCAAGUUAAAAUAAUUCUGUGCCUCAUCCCCACUUCUCUUUACAAAUUUUCGAUCUCGAAAUUUUAUUUAAGUACAAGUUGUUUUAAAAAUUAACUUAGAUAUUGUACAGUGAAUUAUUAUUUUUGUUUGUAUUUAUUUUGUAAAGUUGAUUUUUUUCUUUCUUUUGAUCUCUAAAAUAUUUUGGUUUUGUUGGCUUUUCAUGAGUUAUGUAUGGUGACUCAUUGUAUGCUUAUACGUAAUAAGGUGAAGGAGUUUAUAAAGGUUUUUCUGCACUAUCUAUGUGAACAUACUGUAUAUACAAUGUAAAAGUUUCGUUAUAGUAAGUUAUGUCAACACGGAAUUAGAGCGUACAAUUAAAUUAACAAGAAAUUCCAAUUUUUGUUGAUCUAUUUGUACUUAGAAUACGGGUUAUUUAGUCAAUAAACUAGUGCAAUUUAAUUUUUAAUUUGUUGACUAAAUAUAACUAAAUCUUUUUUCUAAAUUUGAGAUUUGUGUUAGAAAAACCGUAUGUCGAUAGUGCUGUAAACAUGUUUUAUAAAUUUUCUGGUUUCAAGGUUGGCUUGCUGGUAUGACCAGUAUAGUCCGUGUAAAAUAUGAGUUGAAUUAAUUGGUACAAGAUUGUGAAAAAAUAAUUUAAGUAAGAAAAUGGGAAGUUGGGAAUAUUGUUUCUCACUUGGUUCAUUUAAGAAGUACUAUCAUUGGAAUGAGUAACUGUAAUCCAAAGAAAAAAUUAAGUACAAAAUAUUUUUGGCAAUUUUUGCAGAAUAUUAAUUUUUGGCAGCUUUGCCCGUUUGUCAACAAAUAAAGAAUUUGGAGAUUCAGGUGUAGGAAAGCAGUACUUGAUUUUUUGCUUUAUUUUAAAUUCAGGGGAAGCUAUUUUGAGACAAACAGAGUUGCAAGAUCUCAAUUCUGCUUUUUGUAAAAGAUGAAACUAUUUUGAGAUAAUAAAAAUAGAUAUAUUAUUUAUAACACCUGUGAUCUAUUAAAGUAUGAUCUCAAAAAAUAUUUUUUAUUUAAAUAUUAUAUAAUGUGCUAAAUAAUGUUCGGUUGAGGAUUCUGUAAUUAAAUAAAAUAUUUGUCUGUCAAAGCCACCUCAACCCAACAGUGUUUGGCCGCCGUAGCAUAAAGUUGUAAAUCUGUUGAAAAGAUUAAAGUAUAUAAGGAGCCCUUUAAAUAAAGCUUCUAUUUGUUAGUGUA